This is a messenger RNA of Magnolia sinica, 607 nucleotides long. RefSeq lists its product as uncharacterized. Lineage: Eukaryota; Viridiplantae; Streptophyta; Magnoliopsida; Magnoliales; Magnoliaceae. The record is from RefSeq and is a predicted model, not a curated record. The transcript has 3 exons. The coding region runs from base 144 to 452 and encodes 102 amino acids.
AAGAAACUGAAAUUGUUGAAGGUAAAGAAGAAGCUUAUAAAAUCAAGAGAAAGGAGCAAUGUCGUGGUAGACCUAGAUUUAAGAAUUGUUUGGAAAAGGAAAAAACAAAGAAACGCCAAAAGAAAGUGCAGAAAAGUGAACCAAUGCUAUACCCUACUAUUAAAGAUCUCAGAGAUGUGUCAAAUCCAAUCCAUCAUCAUACAUGUCUCACACAGGGAUACAAUGGUGUUUGUUUGGAUCCCGUGACUACGUACUUUCAAUCAGGGUUAUCUCAUUCCGUCGUUCAACCACAUCAAGCCGUCCAAGGCCAUCUCCAACCCUCGAUUCACUUUCCUAAUAAUUUAAGUUUCACUCAAUUACUUAAGAAUACUACAAAUUACGCAGCAUUCCAACAUCCUGUCGCAGGUUGUAGUAGUUCAAUAAUUGGAAAAGAAGGACAACAAUCCUCGUGACUUAUGAAUGUUCUACGACAAAUUUAUUAUCUAAAUGUCAUUGAUUUUCUACUCCUACUAUCACAAAUGUUUGCUUGUAUAGACAGUAGAUUACAAAUUCUAGGCACAUUUGUUCUUCUCGUUAUUUUUUGUAGGUGGCUGUUACUUUUUCCUUA